AUGGAGGAAGAAAGGCCGUCUGCUGCUGUUGCAGCAGCAGAAACAAUCGAAGCAGGACAGGAUGCAGCAACAGCAGCAGCCGCUGAUGAUGAUGAUCCUGAUUCGAGUUUGAGCGAAAGUGCUGGUUCGGCAGCAGAAGGCUCAUCAGACGAACUUGAAGAUAAAGUAAGAAAGGGUGAAAAUGCUGUCCUGCGGGGGCACCUCCACCGACACAGGGGGCCCCACGUUAAGCUGCAGCUGCCGCUGGAGGGCAAUAGGUCAGGAGAAGAUAGGGACAGCAUAGGGGCUCUUUCCAGCAGCAGUGGCACCAGCAGCAGUAGAACAAGCAGCAGCAGCAGCAGCAGCAGCUGCAACGACAGUCUGCUGCAACAGGAGCAGUCCUCUGCUGCUUCUGAGUUCCAACUCCAGCUGCUGCAGACGCAGACAAAGGAUGCUGACGCGAUGCUGCAGCAACACCAUGGUUCCAAACUGCUGCUGACUUUGCUGCCGGAGAAGCAGCAAAAGCUUGCUGCAGUAUUCAGUGAGGAGGGGGGAGCAGAGAAGGGUGUCUUUCGUUUAACUAAUCCAGAGGAAGAAGACAAAAGAAUUUAUAUUCCCGCCUUCCUCGCUCCAUACUUUCAAGACGAACUGCCGCAGGGCCCCCCGAGCUGUACAGACACCCCCGAGCUGCUGCACACCAGACGGCCUCAGCAACAGCAACAGCAACAGCAACAGCAGCAGCCACAGCAGCAGCAAGAGCAAACUGCACAAGGGCCAGGCACUGUCGCAGCCAUCAAAAAGUCGAAGAUCUCACGCUUAGAAUGGAGCGAUGCAUAUUCUCCUCGAUCAAGGCAUUUACCAAGAAACAAGCAACAGGAAGCGAACAGGUUAGUGCGCGAGUUGCUGGUGCGGGAGCAGCAGCAGCUGCUGCAGAUGGGAGGUCUGCUGCAGCAGCAGGACGUGCAGCAGCAGCUGGAGGAGCUGCAGCAAGUGCUGCAGGGUUGGGACAAAGUUGAGGCCUACGACGCGCAACUCGAAGAGACAGAACGGAGACUGCAGGAGCUCGAAACAUCAAUUGCUGCUUCUAGACAACAACUCAGAGCGCAGUUCAAAGGGAUUGUUCAUUUCUUGGACUCAGCUGAGGCUGCUGAAGGAACUUCAGCAGGAGACAAAGGAACAGAAGCAGAAACUGGAGCAGUAGCAGCAACCUCGGCAUCUUCUGGAGAGGCGCAGAAACAGCAGCAGCAGGAAGCGAAGGGGGAGGAGCAGCAACUGCAAGGGCCAGCAGGCAUUUGUGCUCCCCUGCUGCAGAAGACACUAGACCCCGAGCUGGAGUUGCUGCUGUCACAAGACCCUUUGUGCUGCGGCUCUGCUGCGUUGCUGCAGCAGCGGGUGCGGCGGCUUAAGGGAGCAGCAGACAGCGAAAGCCUUAACAGGGUCCCGACAAACCUAAGAAAACGCCUACAAAAAGCUGCUGCUGCUGCUUCUGCUGCUGCUGCGGUUGCCGCUUCGUGUAGUAGUCCCACUGGCGAGCAGCAGGAGGGGCAACAACCCGCAGCCUCAGGGUCAGCAACAGCAGCAAAAGGAGGUGCAGCAGCAGCAGCUGGCGAUGAAGCCAACGCCGCAGGCACAGCGGGAACAGCCGAUGCAACACGGGCAGCAGCAGCAGCAGCCACGGAUGCACCAGCAAAGGCAGCAGACACUGAGCCCUGGAUAAUCGUAGCAAAACGCAAAAGGAGGCAGAGGGAGACGGACACUGCAAAGGCUUCGCGCUCAGCACUACAGAGAUCGCAACAUGCAGCAGCAGCAGCAGCAGCAACACCACCAGCAGGACAGCCUGCCACAGGAGCGCAGUCACUAACAACAGGGGAAGCGCAGCAUACAACUGAAGCAGAUAUAGCAGCAGCAACACCACCAGCAGCAGAACGCUGCUCCGCUGCAUGCGCCUCGCUGGAGGCAUACGCUGCAGCAGCUGCUGCUCGGGAGAAUGGGCCUGCCUUUGUGCACACCGAUGAUGCCUUGCAGCAGUUGCAGCGCAUAGACAAGAGGCUUGGAGAAAUCUCCAUGCAGCUUGAUGCUGCCUCUGCACCAACGGAACAAGCAGCAGCAGCGACAGCACCACCAGCAACAGUAGCAACAGCAGAAGCAGCAGCAGCAGCACCAGCAGCGGCACCACCAGCAGCAGCAGCACCAGCAGCAGUAGCAGCAGCCGUAGCAGCAGCAGGGAGGCUUUCUAAGGUUGAUGUGAAUAUAGCUGCGUCGUGUACAACAGCAAAGAAGUCGAUUAAAGAGGAGAGAGAGCACAGAGAACCAACAAAAGAGAUCCCGCAGCAGCAGCAGCAGCAUCAGCAGCUGCAGCAACAGCAGCAGCAACAGCAUCAGCAUCAGCAGCAGAUGCAUCUGGGAACCUACAUACAACGGGCCCCCCUCAAAAACACCACAGGUGCAACGCGACGAAUCUGCAGCAGCCGUUUCCGCUGCAAAAGCUACAACGGUAGCCGCCUGCGCCGUAUCAGCAGCAGCAAUAGCAGCAGAAAAGGCGUGCCUUUGGAGCAGAGGCACCGAAGUGUCAGCAACAGAGACACUCGGAGGGCCAACUGCCUCAAAGGCAACAAGCGCAGCGCUGCAGCAGGAGCAGCAGCAGCUGCUGCUCCUGCUUCCACAACAAGCACGGAGCAGAAGACUGGGUUCACCCUAGAGGCAACAGGAGUCGCGUAUAGCACAAAGCAGCAGCAGCAGCAGCAACAGCAGCUAGGUGAACAGGCUCAACACACGGAGGUGCAACAGCGGCGUCAGCAGCAAGAGCAGCGGUUGUCAGAUGUGGCGCCAGCAACAGCAACAGCCGCCGCCGCCGCCGCCGCAGCAGCAGAGUUAAUUCCUAAGAAGGGUGUGAUGGGGGGCUUUAUAAAGAGAAUAAAGAAACACUCAACGGGGCUGCUGCUGCAUGCAGCAUUUACUAAAAAGGCCCCACACGCAUUGGGCUCAGCACUAGAGGUGAAAGCCCUUUGCAAACCCUGGCAAAGACCAGCACCAAACGGACGUAUGCAGAACACUCAGCAGCAGCAACAGCAGCAAGAGGUGCAGCAGCAGCAACAACAACAGCAACAAGCGUUAGAUACAGCGGAGAAAACCCUCCAGCAGGAGUUAUCGGAGCAGCAGCAGCAACGGCAGCAACAGCAACAGCAGCAACGAACGCGCAGGGAUUAUUCCGUCGCCUUAAAAACGCUUUUGGGUUCAGCAGUGCAGCGGCAGCAGCAAAACAGCAAAACAGCAACAGGUGCAGGAGCAGCAGCUGGAGCAGGAGCAGGAGCAGGAGCAGGGGCCGCAGCGCAACGAACGCCCAGAUCCAAGCAGGGAACCCCGCGUAAGGGCACUCCCAGAUCUAGCACCAGCACCAGCAGCAGCGGCAGCAGCAACAACAACAAUAGCAACAGUAACAGCAACAGCAGUAGCAGCAGCAGCAGCUGCGCAACCCGCAUGGGUACAGACGUUCCCAAUAGCGGGGGAUGGAACUCUGAGCACUAG
Eimeria maxima is the source of this 3504-nucleotide messenger RNA. RefSeq lists its product as hypothetical. The transcript is spliced from 5 exons. Gene Ontology annotation, biological process: regulation of transcription by RNA polymerase II. Gene Ontology annotation, molecular function: transcription cis-regulatory region binding. The coding region runs from base 1 to 3504 and encodes 1167 amino acids. Gene Ontology annotation, cellular component: nucleus. The record is from RefSeq and is a predicted model, not a curated record. Lineage: Eukaryota; Apicomplexa; Conoidasida; Eucoccidiorida; Eimeriidae.